This is a messenger RNA of Oxyura jamaicensis (ruddy duck), 5596 nucleotides long. It is a transcript of the gene ABL1, whose product is annotated as ABL proto-oncogene 1, non-receptor tyrosine kinase. The transcript is spliced from 11 exons. NCBI's taxonomy places the organism in Eukaryota, Metazoa, Chordata, Aves, Anseriformes, Anatidae. Bases 474 to 3905 code for a protein of 1143 amino acids. Gene Ontology annotation, biological process: regulation of apoptotic process; protein phosphorylation. Gene Ontology annotation, molecular function: protein binding; non-membrane spanning protein tyrosine kinase activity; ATP binding. The record is from RefSeq and is a predicted model, not a curated record.
CAACCCAAUGCUAUGCAAAAGAAAAGGAAAAAGAAAAAAAGGAAAAAAAAAAAAAAGGAACCUUGACGCUGGUCGCAGGGGGGAACGAGCGUUUCCUGCCCGGGGUGAGCCUACACGUGGUUUGCUGUGCGUGAGGUGAACUGAUUCUGCUCUCCUCGGUGGAAGACGCGCUGCGUAUGGCGACCUGAAACUUUGGUGACACUUGUUGUUACGGCGAGAUCGGAACUCUUUAACUUUUCUUUUUGUUUUCAUAAAGCCGCCUAAGAAGCCUUGCUGCUGUCUUCAAAAGCAUUGGGAGAAUCCGUGCUUGUCAUGGUUCUUUGCCUCAAGUGACUUUAUUACACGGUGAGUGCAAGCAGCACACCCACCUGAAACAAAUUCUCCUGCAAAGCUCCUUCCCAGCCUGGAAGAUCGGGGCUCACGGACUUCUGCAGAAGCUUCUCGUCCUGGGAAAGGUUGCCCAUAGCUGCUUUAUGGGGCAGCAGCCUGGAAAAGUUCUUGGGGACCAAAGGAGGCCAAGUCUGCCUGCCCUGCACUUUAUCAAAGGAGCAGGGAAGAAGGAGUCAUCGAGGCAUGGGGGCCCGCACUGUAACGUCUUUGUCGAACAUGAAGCCCUUCAGAGGCCGGUAGUGUCAGAUUUUGAGCCCCAGGGCCUGAGUGAAGCUGCCCGCUGGAACUCCAAGGAGAACCUCCUGUCCUGCCCCAGCGAGAAUGACCCCCACCUCUUUGUUGCACUGUACGAUUUUGUGGCGAGCGGGGACAACACUCUCAGCAUAACUAAAGGUGAAAAGCUCCGCGUCCUGGGCUACAAUCACAAUGGCGAAUGGUGUGAGGCUCAAACGAAGAACGGGCAAGGCUGGGUGCCCAGCAAUUACAUCACCCCGGUGAAUAGCUUGGAGAAACACUCCUGGUAUCACGGACCGGUGUCGCGUAACGCUGCCGAGUACCUUCUGAGCAGCGGCAUCAACGGCAGCUUCCUCGUGCGGGAGAGCGAGAGCAGCCCAGGACAGAGAUCUAUUUCCCUGCGAUACGAAGGAAGGGUGUACCACUACAGAAUAAACACCGCGUCCGACGGAAAGCUGUAUGUCUCUUCAGAGAGCCGCUUCAACACGUUGGCGGAGUUGGUCCAUCAUCAUUCGACGGUAGCAGAUGGGCUCAUCACCACGUUACACUACCCGGCGCCCAAACGCAAUAAGCCCACUAUUUACGGGGUGUCCCCGAACUACGACAAGUGGGAGAUUGAGCGAACCGACAUCACUAUGAAGCACAAGCUCGGUGGCGGGCAGUACGGAGAGGUGUACGAAGGAGUCUGGAAGAAGUACAGCCUUACAGUGGCAGUGAAGACCCUAAAGGAGGAUACCAUGGAGGUGGAAGAGUUCUUGAAAGAAGCCGCCGUAAUGAAGGAGAUCAAGCAUCCGAACUUGGUGCAGUUAUUAGGGGUGUGCACACGGGAGCCUCCUUUCUACAUCAUCACGGAGUUCAUGACGUACGGGAAUCUGCUGGAUUAUCUGCGCGAGUGUAACCGGCAGGAGGUGAACGCGGUGGUGCUGCUGUACAUGGCGACUCAGAUCUCCUCAGCCAUGGAGUACCUGGAGAAGAAAAACUUCAUUCACAGGGACCUCGCUGCCAGAAACUGCCUUGUAGGGGAGAACCACUUGGUGAAGGUGGCAGACUUUGGCCUGAGCAGGCUAAUGACAGGCGACACGUACACUGCCCACGCUGGAGCAAAAUUCCCAAUCAAGUGGACUGCACCAGAAAGCCUGGCCUACAACAAGUUCUCCAUUAAAUCUGAUGUCUGGGCUUUUGGUGUUCUGCUGUGGGAAAUCGCGACCUACGGCAUGUCCCCGUACCCUGGGAUUGACCUGUCUCAAGUCUACGAGCUGUUGGAGAAAGACUACCGCAUGGAGCGCCCUGAAGGCUGUCCUGAGAAAGUCUAUGAGCUCAUGAGAGCGUGCUGGCAGUGGAGCCCCUCCGACAGGCCUUCCUUUGCCGAGAUCCAUCAGGCAUUUGAGACGAUGUUCCAGGAAUCCAGCAUAUCGGACGAGGUGGAAAAGGAAUUGGGAAAGAAGGGCAUGAGGAGCGUAGUGAGCAAUUUCCUCCAGGCCCCAGAGUUACCAACCAAAACACGAACGUCAAGGAGAGCUGCUGAAAGCAAAGAUGCCAACGAGGGUUUGGAGACUGCACAUGCUCGAGGCCAGGGGGAAUGUGACCCUCUGGACCACGAGCCUGCCAUUUCUCCCUUGCUCCCACGGAAGGAGAGGGUGGCUCUGGAGAGCAGCUUGAAUGAAGACGAGAGGCUGCUUCCGAAAGACAAGAAGCCCAACCUCUUCAGUGCCCUUAUCAAGAAGAAGAAGAAGACUGCCCCUACCCCUCCGAAGCGGAGCAGUUCCUUCAGAGAGAUGGACGGCCACUCGGACCGCAGGGCGGGUGGGGAGGAGGAGGGCAGGGAUGCCGGCAACGGGGCUUUCACUGCGCCGCCCGCAGAUGCGGGUGACCCCUCCAAAUUUCAGAGCCCGAGCAACGGGGCUGGUGUCACCAACGGGGUUGUCACCGGGAACUCUGGAUUUUUAUCUCCCCACUUACGGAAGAAGUCCAGCACGAUGAGCAUCAGUCGGGGGGUGGCUGGCGAGGAGGAGAGUAGUUCCAACUCCAGCAAGCGUUUCUUAAGGUCCUGCUCAGCCUCCUGCGUGCCCCAUGGAGCCAAGGACACCGAGUGGAAAUCCGUGACUCUGCCUCGGGAUCUGCAGUCCACGGGACGCCAGUUUGAUUCCUCCACGUUUGGGGGACACAAAAGCGAAAAGCCAGCACUGCCUCGGAAGCGGGCAAACGAGGCCAAGACUGACAUCGCUGUCAGGGGGACAGUGACCCCUCCUCCACGGCUGCUUAAGAAGAACGAAGAGACCACUGACGACGUGUUCAAAGACGCAGAGUCGAGUCCUGGCUCCAGCCCUCCGACUCUGACGCCGAAACUCGGCCGUAGGCAGCCUGCUGCCCCUCCUUCCUCCAGCGUGCUGCACAAGGACGAUGGAGUCAAAUCCAGUGCCUUAGGUACCACUGUGACAAUGGACCAAGGUUCUGCUGCCAAACCCAGCUCUGCUGGGUUUGUGGGUGCUAACAAGGCUUCUGAGGAGCCCCGGCUGAGGAGGCUCAAGCAGACCUCGGAGUCGGCAGGGAAGGACAAAGGGAAGUUAUCGAAGCUGAAACCGGCCCCUCCGCUUCCGCUCUCUUCGUCCUCCGUUGGCAAGCCUGGAAAAGUGUCUCACAGUCCCAGCCACGAAGCAGCAGCAGAUGCGGUGUCGGGUCCGAAAUCCAAACAGUUGACUCAGGUUGCAGAUGCUGCGAGCAGCGACUCUGUCAAGCCAAACCAGCCCGGGGAAGGCGUGAAGAAGCUGGGGAUCCCCUCCGUACCAAAGCCACAGUCCUCCACAAAGCUGCUGAUGAGCACGGCAACCCCAGCUGCCUCUUCCUCAUCUGUGCCCUCCGCCCCAGGCGGGGAGCAGCCAUCAUCUACAGCCUUUAUUCCUCUCAUAUCCACCAGGGUCUCUCUGCGGAAGACCCGGCAGCCCCCAGAGAGGAUCGCCAGUGGCACCAUCACGAAAGGGGUGGUGCUGGAAAGCACGGAGGCUCUCCGGCUCGCCAUUAGCAAGAACUCAGAACAAAUGGCGAGCCACAGCACUGUCUUGGAGGCCGGCAAGAACCUCUACACCUUCUGCGUGAGCUACGUGGACUCCAUUCAGCAGAUGAGGAACAAAUUUGCCUUCCGGGAGGCCAUCAAUAAGCUGGAGAACAACCUACGGGAGCUUCAGAUCUGCCCAGCGACGGCUGGCAGCGGUCCUGCAGCCACCCAGGACUUUAGCAAACUUCUCAGUUCGGUGAAAGAAAUCAGUGACAUUGUUCAGAGGUAGCAGAAGCCAGGUCUAAAAAAAAUAAAAAAAGAAUAAAUCACAGUGGGCCAAAGUCAACUGUUGAGAGAGUAACAGCAUGUGUGGACUGACAAAGGACUGGGGUGUUCAGGAUAGGGCUGUGCAAAAGCCACAGGCUGUCGGUGGACGCCCCAGCUCCAAAGAGCAGGGCUGUGCUCAAGAGGCACUUUCCACCCUCUUAGCCCAGUUUCCCUGCGUUUCAUUUACUCGUAAUCAUCUUAUCUGUGGAGUUCCUGCCUUGUGGACUACAAGUCUAAGUGCUGAUGUCACACCAUGCCUUUUUAUUAAUAUUUUAUUGCUCUGGACAGACUGCUAAGACUGACGCCAGACUGAUGGACGCUGAGAUGCCAUCCUCCUCAGGAGGACUUCCUACUGCCUUUUCAUGCCCCCCCCCUCUGCCCCGCUGUGCAGAAGGACGGGUGUUUGAAUAGCAAUAUAACCAGUGCGUUUCUCGGGAGAGUUGCAGCGCGUGCCCCCGAAGCCAACAUCUACCUGGCAUUAAUGCAACACACCUGGAGCUUGGGCGAGGAGGGGGGGGGGAAGUCCUUAAUGUCACUUUUUUAAAUGGUAGAAUGCUCCAAGUGAUGUUUACCCAGUUUCCUCCUGCGAUUCCACCUGCUGCCCUGUGUAUCUGUGUUUUCAGCAUUUUCUUAACGUUUUGGAGCCCAGGUGAGUUGCUUGGGCGCAAACCGUUGCAGACAGCCCCCGCUCACGUAGCGGCACGGGACCUGUCUGCAUUCCCCCCGGCAGCGCUAAAACGGACUGGAGGAGGUCCAAAGAAGGACGUUGCUGUUGCACUCCCGUUACACCUAACGUUACCCCGGGGUGGAGGGUUGCAGGGCAGGCCUGGGAGCAGUAGGCUGGUGCUGAGCAAGGCUUCGCUGCGUCCGUGACGGGAGGGGAUAGCUUAGGGCGAGUUCAAAGACACCGCUGUGCCUCCAGCAGUUGCUUCAGCUGAGCUUGCGCAUCGCGGAUGGGCAAGAACUGCUGCUUCUCUCGGUGAAAUUCCAGCCUUUUGUUAUGCUGUGAGCGGAGAUGGGACCUGGCUUCUGCGCUCCUGGACACACCGGUGCUUUGCGGGGCCGCGGUGCUGCCCUUGCCAGGCCAGCGCCGGGUCCCCUUGAAGAGCUCAGCUGCCGGUGCUUAGGGGUUGAAACCAUCGCUACCUUCGUGCUUCGAUCCACCCAGCGUCCUACAAGGAGCUGUGAAGACUGCGGCCACCUCUCUCUGGGGAGGUCUCCCGAGGAAGCUGCCAGCAGGACUCCUGGGCUUCCUUCCCAAGGUCCUGAAACCUUCCCGACUAAUGCAACGCGACUGGGAACUAACUGUGACUCGUGACAGUAGUGAAAGAACAAGGUUUAGGGCUAUUAACAGUGCAAUUUAACUCUUAACAGUUCCAAACAAGAGAAAGAAAAAGGCAUUUUCUGUGUCCUGUCCCCCUGUAACUCUUGUGGCCCCUCUUGUGUAUCUCAAACACUAACUGCCUUCCAUUGUAUUUUAUUCCGUUCUCUCUGGAACCGUUCGUUUUGUAUAUGAUUUCCUGUAGGUCACUCGUGUGUUCACGCCACUUCUCGCCCUCACAGCCAGCCAAGACUUAACACGUGACAAAUGUUUAAAAGAAACUACACACUUCUGCCACAGGCUGCCUUUAAAACGUAAGGAAAAGAAAAAAA